Perognathus longimembris pacificus (Pacific pocket mouse) is the source of this 1340-nucleotide messenger RNA. RefSeq names its product mitotic arrest deficient 2 like 2 (gene Mad2l2). Lineage: Eukaryota; Metazoa; Chordata; Mammalia; Rodentia; Heteromyidae. Gene Ontology annotation, cellular component: zeta DNA polymerase complex. The transcript has 8 exons. Bases 426 to 1061 code for a protein of 211 amino acids. The record is from RefSeq and is a predicted model, not a curated record.
GGUUGCGCGGGACUCGCGAGCGGUCGUCGCUUCCCGGCUGUGGGCACCGACCUGAGCCCGGGUGGGCGCCGAGGCCGGAGCCGGUGCCGGGAGAGGAGGAAGGAGGAGUGAUCUGGCUGGCAGAGAGCGGGCCUUCAUCCUUCCGUCCUGCCCUGCGCCCCCGGCCCUGCGCCUCCAGCGGUUUCCCUCCGCGUCCGCAGCUGUUUUUGUGGGGGGUGUGGGGGGGCUCUUGCCUUUCCUGCGUGCGACACUGCGGGGCGCGGGCGGCCGGGGGACUGAGGCUGAUGCUCCCGAGCGUGACGCCGGGGACGAAGGGGGCCCGAGGCUGCGGCAGUGCCGUGUGAAGGGGCGUCGGGGCGGGACCCGCGGGCCUGCGCCCUGGGCCGCUGGAACCGUCCCCUGCCCAGCCCCAGGUGGCGGGAAGGAUGACCACGCUCACCAGACAGGACCUCAACUUUGGCCAAGUGGUGGCCGACGUGCUGUGCGAGUUCCUGGAGGUGGCCGUGCACCUGAUCCUCUAUGUGCGCGAGGUCUACCCGGUGGGUAUCUUCCAGAAGCGCAAGAAGUACAACGUGCCGGUCCAGAUGUCCUGCCACCCGGAGCUGAAUCAGUACAUCCAGGACACGCUACACUGCGUCAAGCCACUGCUGGAGAAGAAUGAUGUGGAGAAAGUGGUCGUGGUGAUUUUGGAUAAAGAGCACCGUCCAGUGGAGAAGUUCGUCUUCGAGAUCACCCAGCCGCCCCUGCUCUCCAUCAGCUCAGACUCCCUGCUGUCCCACGUGGAGCAGCUGCUCCGGGCCUUCAUCCUGAAGAUCAGCGUGUGCGAUGCCGUGCUGGACCACAACCCCCCAGGCUGCACCUUCACAGUCCUGGUGCACACGAGAGAGGCUGCCACCCGCAACAUGGAGAAGAUCCAGGUCAUCAAGGACUUCCCCUGGAUCCUGGCAGAUGAGCAGGAUGUCCACAUGCACGACCCCCGGUUGAUACCCCUCAAGACCAUGACGUCUGACAUCUUAAAGAUGCAGCUGUAUGUGGAAGAGAGAGCUCAUAAAAGCAGCUGAGGCUACACCUGCCACCCACCGGUGCCACGGCCGUCUGUCACUGGGGGGGCCCGGGGCAGGGACCCUGGCUCCUUGACUCCAAGUGCUCUUAUCACCCGCGUGGCGCCUCCUCCUGGCCGGGCUGCUCAGGUUAGCUUGCCAUGGUGGAGGAGGUGGCUGGGGGUGGGGGCAGCAAGGGAUGCCGGGACCACAGUUCCCGCCUCCCGGGUUCACCUGUCCACACUGGGCAUCUUGACUACUGUUCUGUGAGGUGUUUCAAUAAAGGGCCCCAAGGGCUGA